GCUCAGUUCUAUGAUGAGGGAGGACGAAGCCAUAACGCAUCUGAUAAACUCAUUUGUGCAAAAUGAAGGUGAAAGCAUCACAGUCAAUUCGUCAAACACCUCACCACUUUUCGCUUUCCUAGUUCGAUAAUGGAGAUCAAGAGGGAAAUAUCUAUCAUGAAGCUUGUCAGGCAUCCCUACGAUGUUCGUCUGCAUGAGGUUCUAGCGAGCCGUACUAAGAUUUAUAUAAUCUUGGAGUUCAUUACUGGUGGUGAAUUGUUUGAUAAAAUCGUUCAUCAUGGGCGACUAAGUGAAGGCGAAGCGAGGAGAUACUUCCAACAGCUUGUUGAUGGGGUGGAUUAUUGCCACAGCAAGGGAGUAUAUCAUAGAGACUUAAAGGUCUUCCCUUUAUAGCAUUAAGCUAGCUAUUGUGAUUCUUAUCAUGAGAUUCUUAUCAGUGUUCUUUUGCACGAGAUUCUUAUCGUUGUUCUUUGCAGCCGGAGAAUCUGUUGCUUGAUUCUCUUGGAAAUUUAAAAUUUCCGAUUUUGGUCUGA
Messenger RNA from Pyrus x bretschneideri (Chinese white pear), 533 nucleotides. RefSeq names its product CBL-interacting protein kinase 8-like. Gene Ontology annotation, biological process: protein phosphorylation. Gene Ontology annotation, molecular function: protein kinase activity; ATP binding. The record is from RefSeq and is a predicted model, not a curated record. Bases 130 to 393 code for a protein of 87 amino acids. NCBI's taxonomy places the organism in Eukaryota, Viridiplantae, Streptophyta, Magnoliopsida, Rosales, Rosaceae. The transcript has 4 exons.